Molecule: messenger RNA, 5437 nt
Organism: Punctularia strigosozonata HHB-11173 SS5
Lineage: Eukaryota; Fungi; Basidiomycota; Agaricomycetes; Corticiales; Punctulariaceae
Exons: 9
Coding region: 1-5310 (1769 amino acids)
Molecular function (GO): lipid binding
Source: RefSeq, a predicted model, not a curated record
AUGGAGACUCCGCCGCGGGUUCACGCCACGUUUGCGAUCACGCUGUUCGACGCAAGCGUGCUCACCAUGAUUGACGGCACCCGCCUACGACAGUCAUGGUAUAACGCUCUCAACGAAGCCGAAACCAAUUUCCGCCGUCUUGUCACCUCGAGCUCCUCUCCGGAAUGGAAACGCGUGCUUCUACCCGCAGAGGACUUGAACGCGAAGGGAAAGCUGCGUGCAACGGAGCCGCAGCUCUCGGACGUCGUCAUCCACCGCAGGGUCGGCAAGAAAGCGGAUAAUGUCCACCGGAUCAUCCUGGACGUGAACUUGGGCAGUGACCCGGUUUCGCUGGAGUCGUGGAGGUCGGUCAUCGUCACUCCGGAGUUGCGGAAGGAAUGGGAUCCUGCAGUUGAAGCCGCCCAGCUGGUGGAGAUGUUUGAUCCUGCGACGCGCAUAGCAAAGACCAACUUCACGUUGGGUUGGCCUGCAAAUCCCCGGGACGCUGUUACUAUAUCACGGACAUUCAACGACGCUACAACGCUAAUCGACAUAUCAACUUCCCUACCCCGUUCUCCUGACGAACCCGCCUACCUCCGACCUGCUCCCCCGUAUGUUCGGUCGGAUGUCAAACUACUCGCAUGGUGUAUUCAACUUGUACAACCCCCUCCAUCCGAUUCAUCCCCUCAACCUUCCGAACAACCCGUUCGACGCAAAUCCCUCGGAAACAAACUCCGUAUCACUUGCUAUUGGCAACACGACGUGAAAGUCAUGUGGAACUUCAACAGUUCGUCUACCGUAGCGCAGCAGCUCGGCUCGAUGGUCCUUGGCCUGUACCGCACUGUCCAGAAACGGGCGUUCCGCGUACCCACACUUACUGGCUACGGAAAUGGCGUGACGAUCGAGCGGAUGCGCUUUGAGAUCGACCGGGAGGCGCUGACCAUCGACUACGCGAUUCACCCGGAAGAAGAUCAUGACUCGCAUGCGGUGGAGGCGAAAACGAUGAAGGGCAUGGACGAGCUUCACGCCGUUCGAGAAGCACGGCGGCUUACUCGGGCUCUCGAAUGUUCCUUGCUAAAGCCCGAUGGCUGGGAUGUGCAGGUCACCACCAAGGCAUCCCGUCAAGAUAUAGCGAAGCUGCCAUGGACGGCGACUGCCGUUCGUACAAAACCAUCUUCAAGCUCUCCACCUGCUAGCCCUACCGGCAAAACGUCCGACAAGGUCGUCCUCUCAUUCCGUCACGCCUCCUUGCCCGACGACCAGGCCAUACUCAAAGUCCGCGUCUCGAUCGAGUACUCGAGCGCACAAAGCGGCCUGCGCCUGAAUGGGUUGCCGCAAACCAUCGAAGACCACGAGGAGCGCGAUCCGUCGUACUUUAUGUCCAAACAGAUGCUCCAAGACACCGUGAGCACCGCUGACCUCAGCUUCCGGACCGGCCAGACAUCCGCGUCGAGCGUCCACACGACGGGCAGUGGAGUCAGCGGGAGCUCGAAGACGACGGAGACGCCUGGCGGGUUGAUGAGGGUCGCAUCUGAGAGGACGGCGGCGGGAGAGAAGGGCAUUCUGUCGCGGGUGAAGCGGAAUUACAUCUACUUCUCGUCGCUUCUGCAGGAACCGGAGCAGAAGUGGAAACGAACGACGGAAGGACGUGGAGUCGAAGUGACUCAACUUGACUCCAUAGAUCCCACCCUGGUAGUCUACCGGGCUGAGGCGACCUUCGUGGGUGUCGGCCUUUGGGACCUUUUCGCUACCAUCGUGUCGCCUGGGGCGAGGACGUACUGGGACAAGCUUCACGAGGACGCGACGUUGUUGGAAGACGUGAACGAACUCACCGAACUGUGGCAGUACAAGACGAGGCCGGCAUGGCCUGUCGUGGGUCGAGAUUCUGUUGUCUUGAGGACGGUGUACAAAUCCCCGACAGCCGUCCACGUCUUCGCGUUCUCUGCAGACGAUCUCCCGUAUUUCUCGAAUAUCCCGCCUCCGCAGCCGAACACCAUCAGGACCCAGGUGGACUUGCAGGGCUGGUCCAUCGAGGCGCUGUCCCCGACGACCACGUCUAUCACGUUGCUCGAACAGUCGGAUCCCAAAGGUUGGUCGAACAAGGCGAGCAUACCACAGCAGAUGAUCAACACUCUCGCCGGUAUCGGCGAUUUCGCCAUCAAGUGCGGCGGCCCACCGGUAGCGACGAGGUUGGCAGGCGCCAAAGCUACCCAGGUCCGGUACGACCACGAUCGGGGCCAUUAUCGCCUAGAAUACCAAGGGUCUGCCAGUCGACGCUCUACGGACGCGUCCACAACUAAACCUGGCGAGACCGCGGACGGCACUUCGAGCACGGGCUCGGCCUCUCAGAUGCCAGUGAUUGAGUGCGAGCUCCGCUGCGACAUCGACAACUGGGCGCCCUCACUAGACAUCGUCGUCGAUCCGCCGCCGCAGUCGAUCACCUGCUUGCGGCGCCACCGCCUGUCCGAGGGCGGCGGUGGCCUGUGGCUGACGAUCACGCAUGACGCCGUGUUUUCCGGCGACGAGCGCAUUCUUGCGAUCGUCCGCCGCGGGCCGGGCAAGGAAAAGGGCCUGGUGAUGGUGAAUGGCGCGAAAGUCAACGUCGACGUGGAGGAGCUCCCGGAAAGCGAGGUGAAAAAUCUGGCGAAGAAGAAGCGCGUCAAGCCGCAGCGAAUACCGUUGGACCAGCCCCCCGUCCUCGGUGCCAUCCGGCGACGCAAGGCGGAAUGGGAUGCGGACAGUGAUCACAGCCUGCCCGAUGGCACGGAGUCGACAUCAGGACGCAAGCGACGAGACUCUGCCCAGCUCAACCAGGGCUUUUCUGCGCCGAAGUUCACGAGUCCUUUGACCAAGUUCUUCACCAUGGCUGUCGAAUCCGCGACCGCGACCACCCAACAAGCCGUGGCCGCCAUCUCUCCCCCGCCUACAGCGGAGGGCGGUAGCUUCCCGAAUUCGCAACCGCCGAUGCAAAGCGCGCUCGAAGCGUUGGCGCAUCUGCAGAAGCUCUAUCCCCAGGCUUCGUCCGACGAUUGGGCGCUGGUGAGCGAGAAGGGUUUUCCCGCCAAGCGCAAGCUGUGCCCCGACGUUUCGCCAUCCAUUCUGGUGCACAGGGGGGAGAAGGUGAUAGAGGGCGUCGCAGCGGACGAGCUCGCCUCUGCGCUGACUCAGUAUGGCUGUCGCAAGCAAUGGGAUGACCGAUUCGACUCGGCACACGUCUUCGAGACUUUCGGUGCGGGCUGCCAUACGGCGUUCGUGGUCACCAAGGGCGGCUUUCCGUUCAGGGAUCGAGGGUUUUACCUGGCCUCGGUCGUCGCGCGCAUGAACGGGCCUCCCUCAGCCUCACGGCGCAACAGCGGCACACAGGAUAACCGGCAGAGCGAAGAGCGGGUGACCAUCUUUUACGUCUCAGCGUCGUUCAAUCCGGAAUCCGUCGCCUCUUAUUCUCCUAACAAGUACAACUCUUAUAAUCUGCCUAUUGGACGGGUGAUUAUGGAUGGUUGGGCGCUGGAAACGCUGGACCCAUACGGGACAGAGAACUACGCCAUUCCUUCCACGAGAUGUACGAGAAUCGUCGCGGUCGACUACGCUGGCUCGAUUCCCGCGGCUGUCAACUCGAUGAUCAAUGCCGCGCUGCCGCGGUCUAUCGGAUUGCUCGAAACGUAUAUGAAGACCUUCAACGCCCCGCCCAUCAUCCGGCUGCCGCACCAACACCUGCGCGUCUCGUCGAGACAACCUGAUGGAGAUUGUUGGGUGAUCAGCACCCGCGAUGGCAGUCGCAAGCUUGUUUCUACGACAUAUCAGCCUGACAGUCGGACAUAUUGGACCUUCGUCCAGGCUACUUUUCCUGCGGCAGGGCCCGGGGAAGACGUUACGCCUAGGCAGAGUCGCCUCGGCCUUGCUACUGCUUCCUCGCCCAAACCUACGUCGACAGCUGAGUCUCCGAGACGGAAAGACAGCGUUUCGUCGGACCGUCCUCGUCCAGCGUCGCGCCAGGACCAUUCACUGUCUCCGCGCGAGGCGAUGUCUCGAUCGCCCCCUCGUCACAGUCGCAUGCGCACCCAGUCCUCGGCGUACACCCUCAAGCCCAGCGAUCUCGUCCCUCGCGUCCCGACGGACCUCGUGCUCGCCGAACUUGCCGUAGAUGCCAAACUCUAUCCGGAAGGUUUCGCCAUGCGGCUGCGGUCCGACGUACGCGACAAUGCGGACGAGCUCGACUUGCCCUCGACCCCGGAGGACGCAUUCAGUUUGCCGGAGAAGGUGCUGCCAGUCGCAUGCGGCGUUUAUACGUUGCCCCCCUCCGGCCUCCAUUCGGCGGACACACCGCCGCGGAGGUUAGUGCGCCUUACGUUGCCGACGGCUCAGUAUGCUGUAUCGACCUUGGAGGAUCCGUUGACCGGCGAGACGAGGACGGCGCCUCCCAAGCCGAAAUGGCUGCUGGACCUCGAGGAGGGUAAGCGCGCCGUGCUACACGUAGAGAUACGACCGGCGACGGCGAGCAACCCUACCGGAUCAAUCUCCAAGCGCUCAGGAUCAAAAGAACCGGCGAGGGUUCUCGUAGACGACGCGCCCAUCAGCAUCUUGGACGAGAAGGAGUCGCUGAAAGCUCUUGGUCGAGACGAGCUGCUGGACGACGGGACAGGGAAGGCGGCGGUUCUAUCGCGGACGUCUGCAGCGGAAGAAUCGAUGCCUGUGGAACUCCGCACGCCGCUCGCGGUCGCGCGAGGGCUCAUGGACCCAGUCGCGUUGGCUUCCGUUCGCAGGGACGGGACGGAGUCGACGCCGGCCGCCUCCCAGGACGAGAGCGAGAGUCCGAAGACGGAGAGCGUCAACGAGGUGCGCGCGGGUGCGAGCGCGGUGCCCCAUCCGGCGGAUGGCGGUGCGGUCGCAGGUGCUGCCGGUGGCCUGCUCGGCUUCCUGAAUUCAUACUCGACGCCGUUGAUGCGGCUAUCGGCGCUCACGCCGCGGGGCGGGCUCGCGCGCCUGCCCAGCCUGUCCGGCGAGGCCGCGGAGACGCCGGGCGAGGGGGCCGAGGAGGCGCCGCCGGGGGCGCUCGCGGUGGCUGGUGGCAGCGCGCCGGCCGGGGUCCGCGCCAGAGCGCCCACGUAUACAUAUCCGCUCUCCUCGGUACUGGCGGUGGCCCUCAUCGCCUUCCUGCUCGGAUCGCUGUUGAGGUCGCUGCUGUCCCCGGCCGAGUUUGUGUACGUCGUCAAGGACGCGGGAGACGUGCAGGUGCAGGACGGCCAGGGCUGGCGCGAGAUCAGGCGGCUGUUCGAGGUGAAGUAUAUUCUGGGCGGCUGGGACUUUCAGGUUGCCGUGGUGCGGCGGCACUGAUAUGUUCUGAUCGUAAUAAUAGGUCGUCGCCGGUGUUGCUCCCAUCGUGUUUUGUGUUUUCUGUCGCGUUGUCUUGUUUAGCUGCACUGUAUCAUACGCAAUGGUGUCUUGUGGUAGUUUGACAGGA